Molecule: messenger RNA, 7192 nt
Organism: Mercenaria mercenaria
Lineage: Eukaryota; Metazoa; Mollusca; Bivalvia; Venerida; Veneridae
Product: E3 ubiquitin-protein ligase MYLIP-like
Exons: 6
Coding region: 114-1529 (471 amino acids)
Biological process (GO): ubiquitin-dependent protein catabolic process
Cellular component (GO): cytoskeleton
Molecular function (GO): ubiquitin-protein transferase activity
Source: RefSeq, a predicted model, not a curated record
UCAUGUGACCCAUUCCUGACCGAUAUUGGCAUAAAACAAUGCGCUGUCUUAAAGAAAACAUCAAAUUAACAAAUACGGGAUAUUUACUGGAAAUAAAAUAGUACUAUGUGAAGAUGGAAUGUUUUGUGUCUCAGCCGAACUCAGUGGUGCUGGAUAUCGCUGUAAAUCCGAAAGGAAAAGGCCAAGAAUGUAUGGACCAGGUAUGUAGAAUCCUGGGCAUUGUAGAGCAAGAUUAUUUUGGCCUCCUUUACAAGGGCAGGGGUGGAGAAAACCUGUGGUUAAAUCUAAGGAAUCGCCUAGAUAGGCAGCUAGCUGGACCACCUCCAUACAGACUACAGCUGAAAGUGAAAUUCUUCGUACCACCUCAUAACUUGAUUCAGCAAGCUACCAGGCAACAGUUUUAUGAACAAGUGAAAGCAGAGUUUGAGAGUCAGAAACUGGUUGCUGAGUUAGAGGACCAGAUGAUCAGAAUGCUUGCUUUGAUAGUGCAAGCAGAGCAUGGAAACUUUGAUCAACGAACACAUCAAAUGAACCUUUAUAAGACUAUGUUACCAGAUAACUAUGAACCAACCCCGGAGCUGAUUCAUAAAAUUGUUGAUUCUCACGCUCACCUGGUGGGUUUGAGCAAAGAAUCGGCACAGUACAAAUUGUUGCAAGAGGCGGCAGUGCUUCAGAAUUAUGGGGUCGAAUAUCAUGAGGUGAACUACGGAGGCGAGACUAUACAUGUAGGGAUUGGUCCAACAGGAGUCUUUCUGUACAAUGCCAGUAUGGAACUGAUCGAAAAACUGGAAUAUGUAACUAUUACAAAAGCAGAGCAUGUUGGGAAAAAUUGUGUUUUAAAAGUGAUGAAUGACAAUGGUACUGAGAGAGACAUUAUGUUGCGACUUGUAACACAGUCUGUAGCUAACGCAAUGUACAGGUGUAUAACAGAAAUGCAUUCCUUCUUUUGCUGUGAUACAGUGCAUAACGAAGUGUCUACGCAGUUCAGUCGAGAUUUGAAAGGAACGCUGGCGUCCCUUUUCAAUGAAAAGACUACAUUAGGUCGUGAUUAUGUAUUUGACAUCAAGCGCACAUCUCGUGAGGCGUAUGACCAUGCGAGGAGAUUGUUGUACCAGCCAGUGCCUUUGACAGGAAUGACAGGAGAAAGUAUGAUCUCAGAUAAAGAUAGCCAUGACUGUGAUACCCCGCCUCUCAGUGCGGAAGAAAAGUGCCAGGUGUUAGAAGAAACCUUAGAGAGAAUAGAGGACUCGUUUACUUGUUGUGUAUGUCGAGAUGCCGAGAUCUCAGCGACCUUGUGUCCAUGCGGUCAUCUCACGUGCAUUGAAUGUGCCAAAAGACUUACCGAGUGUCCACUAUGUCGUAAACAGAUAGAGACUGUUCAGAGGAUCUUUUUACCCACAAUUCAGUGUAAAGGUGCGACCUGUGCAAGUAUUUCUUUACAGACAGCUACAAAAAGCCCAGGUCAUAAACAUUGCCAUAAACGGAAAAGAGAGGCGUACAUGGACAUGCUCGAGUGUCCGGAAUCAUGAUUUAAAUUUUGUGUUGGUACGUUAAUGGAUGGUCAUAUGUGUGUUCAUUUUGUGAUAUUAAUGACAUGAGUGGAUGGAUGAAUACAGGGUAUUAAAUACUGAACUUUCCAGGUACAGAAAUAACAAUGGCAGAAGUUACUAGUUAUAUAUAUAUAUAUAUAUAUAUAUAUAUAUAUAUAUAUAUAUAUAUAUAUAUAUAUGUGAAUUAAAUUUUUUUUUUUACAAACAUCAAGUUUGGUCCACCUUAGUUUUUUUUCUUGACAAGUUCAAUGACCUUAAUUGAUAGUUAUUUUCAGAAUUGAACUUUUUAAAACUAAGUAUAACUCAGAAAAUUUAUAAACAUUCCAUGUCAAGGACCCUUAUUUAUAUUUUUAGAAGAAAAAAAAUUAAAAAUUUUGGUAUUGAGCAUAUUUUAAAGAAUUUUAGUCACUGUACAUUAGGUUCACAUUUUUUACAUUGUAAUUAUUCAUAUUGUACAUUGUAAAUAUUCUUUCAGAUGCCAUAUUUUUGUUAGAAAAAGUUACCUUGUGGUAUUUUAGCUAAACAAAGAGUGCAAUAGAUAUAUGUUAUUUUAGGUAAAAAGCAAUGGGUGUGGUGCUAUAUAUAGAACAUGGGUUUUUGAAUCAUUUGUUUCAAAAGGUCAAUUUACAUGUACAGACUACUGGUAUUUGUGUGUAAAAACAGUAUAGAAAAAGAGUACAUGUUAAAAGAUGUUUAUGUAUUGUUUAUUUUCUGUAUAUUACAGAAAAUUAAAAAAAAAAAAAACCAUCAAAAACAUUUUUGAAAGUCGGUCCUUAACUGUGUACGCAUGCACUUUGGUUAAAUAUUUUAAUGUGUCAUGAGAGAGCACAGUACAGUUACAUUUGUGACACAGACACAUGAAAAACUAUAAAAUAACUUUUUUCAAAAUAUGUAUGAUAUACUUAAGGAAGGCCGCCUCCUCCUGGAACUUAUGUGUCCUUGUACCUUUGUCUUUGAUUUCGAAGGAAACUUUAUCCUCCUUCAAAAGCUCCAUCAACUUUUUGAAGUCUCUGUCCUCAGAGACGCACAAAAAAUAAGUUUGUUUUAGACAUGUUUUCCUCCCUAUUGUUUUCAACUGACUGCGUUAAGUAUAGAAUACAACAACAUUGUGUAUCUGUGAUUGUAGAAAAUCAAAAUCAGCAUAUAUUUUGUAGUAUUUGUAAGCUUCAUCUUUUGAAUACUUUGUUUUAUUAACAGACCAACCAAGCAGGUCCUUCAAUAUUUACAUUUUGAGAUACAGUCCAUCAGAAUGAUUUGUAUUUGGCUUAAAAUUCUUCAAACUCCUGGUUGGUUUGGUUUCUAAAUACAGUCAAACCUUGGCUAAACACCAGAGUCUAUCUGGCACGGAAGACCACUAGUUUAACUUUUGAUUAAUAUGUUUUUGCAGCGUUUUUGAGCAGCUAAUGAUCAAUGGCAAAUACAUGUAAACUUACUUUUCGCUGUCCUUAAAGGUGGUCUUCAUACUUUCUACAGAGGUUUGGCUGUAUUUCAUUCAUCAUGUAGAAUUUUUUUAUUUAUUAUUCAUGUUCAGUGAAGAUCCUGUAUCUUGCCCUAAGUUUCAACUUUUGUUUAAACUAUGCCUGUAAUUUAUAUCCGGGCCUUUCAAGCCCAAUAUUUAUUUUUAUUUCAUCUUUUUGUCACGUAACACUAAUCACGUUGGCACAGAAAGUGGCUGUCUGUAUUAAUCACUUUCUGUGCCGAGGUGAUGAUCAUCCUUCAGCCAGCAUUUUUAGCUCAUCUGAUUUUUUGAAAAAAAAUGAUGAGUUAUUGUCAUCACUUGAGCGGUUGUCGGCGUCGGCGUCGGCGUCUGCGUCGGCGUUGCCUGGUUAAGUUUUAUGUUUAGGUCAGCUUUUCUCCUAAACUAUCAAAGCUAUUGCUUUGAAACUUGGAAUACUUGUUCACCAUCAUAAGCUGACCCUGUAUAGCAAGAAACAUAACUCCAUCUUGCUUUUUGCAAGAUUUAUGGCCCCUUUUGUACUUAGAAAAUAUCAGAUUUCUUGGUUAAGUUUUAUGUUUAGGUCAAUUUUUCUCCCAAACUGUCAAAGCUAUUGCUUUGAAACUUGGAAUACUUGUUCACCAUCAUAAGCUGACCCUGUACAGCAAGAAACAUAACUCCAUCUUGCUUUUUGCAAGAUUUAUUGCCCCUUUUGGACUUAGAAAAUCAGUUUUCUUGGUUAAGUUUUAUGUUUAGGUCAGCUUUUAUCCUAAACUAUCAAAGCUAUUGCUUUAAAACUUGCAACACUUGUUCACCAUCAUAAGUUGACCCUGUACAGCAAGAAACAUAACUCCAUCCUGCUUUUUGCAAGAUUUAUGGCCCCUUUUGGACUUAGAAAAUAUCAGAUUUCUUGGUUAAGUUUUAUGUUUAGGUCAACUUUUUCUCUUAAACUAUCAAAGCUAUUGCUUUGAAACUUGCAACACUUGUUCACCAUCAUAAGCUGACCCUGUACAGCAAGCAGCGUAACUCCAUCCUGAUUUUUGCAAUAAUUAUUGCCCCUUUUGGACUUAGAAAAUCAUUUUCUUGGUUGAGUAUUAUGUUUAAGUCAACUUUUCUCAUAAACUAUCAAAGCUUUUGCUUUAAAACUUGCAACAGUUUUUCACCAUCAUAAGUGGACACUGUACAUCAAGAAACAUAACUCUAUCCUGCUUUUUGCAAGAAUGAUGGCCCUUUUUAGACUUAGAAAAUCAUGGGUAGGACAAUAUUUCUAUUACACAAAAAAAAUCAGAUGAGCGUCAGCACCCGCAAGGCGGUGCUCUUGUUAUUUUAACUUUUAGAUAUUUAUACUGUACAUAAAUCUUUAUUGAAGAAAAAUGUUGCAAUAGAAUGCAUUUCUUUUUGCAUUUCAUUUGAGAAUUUAUGCCGCAGUGCAUGAAAUCCUAUUCCAUUUCUAUUUAUUUAUUAGGAUAUGUCAUAUUGGCAAGGGAAAACAAUAUUAUGCUAUGAUUUUUUAUGCAGCAUGCACCUAGAUUUACGUUCUCUCUUUUCAAAUUUGAAAAAAAAAGCCAAAACAAAAACUUUUUCAAAUUUAAAGCCAAAAGAUAACAUUGUGUUGCUUAACUUGUGCAGAUAGAAAUCUUUUGCUAUUGUUUUUGUUUUUUGCAAUUUGGAAGUAAGCUCUGUAAGCGAUGUAAAAUGUGGCAACUUUUUGGCUUGUUAGUUAUUGCAAAUGGAUUUUAAACACAAUGUUAUUCUGUGGGUUUUGCACAGAAUGGAUCCUAGUCUGCAAAAUGUACAGGGAAGUUGUUCCUCGUUUCUGAGGGCACGGUGGUAAAUUUGUUAAACAUUUACCAAAACUAGGUGAUAUUCCUGCAUGAAAUUGAAUAAUUCGUUGACAUUUCCUUCUUGUUUUAGGAAUUAUGAAUUCUUAAUUUGAAAAUGGAAUGUGCAUCUCGGGGCAUGCUGCUGUAACAUACAGGAUUGCAAUAUUUAGUAAUCCCAUUCUUGAAGUACAGCUGUCGUCAGCACAGCUGACACCCUAUUUGUCAUCCAUUUUCUAUCCUGUUUAAGCUUUUGUUGGUUGAAACAUCACAUUUUUUGCAGAUCUGAAAGCCAAGCAUUUUUUAAAAAGUCCCAGAUUUAUGUGACAUGAACGGGUAUCUGAAGAAAAGUGGGGCAAUUUGUCAGACAAAGUUCACUGAUAAAGUUUAAACAUCAUUUUUUCUGUGUCAGGUAUUUUGUAAAGUCCCAAAAGCAAGAUUGAUCAUUUAAUAAUGGCCAGAAUAAAAAUCUCCUGCGUUUGUGUUAGGUUAACAUUUAUUUGUUGUCAUGUUGAAAAAGGCCCAUGUUUUUGAACACUUUUUUGUUGGAGAACAGUAACUGAAGUUUAACUGAAUUUUCCCCCAUUUAAUGAUUUAUUAGGCAUAUAUUUUUUGUUUAUCUUUAAAAAAUCUGUUGGAGCUUAUAAUUAUGGAGGCACAUUGAAUUUAUAGAAAGUCUGGUCCUGUAAGAUAAAUGCAUUGUCACACUGCUCUGUACUGGUUUUUACCAGUUGUUUUACUGCGGAAUCGUAUUUCAUGCCUAAUAAUAGUAAUCAGUAUAUCUUAAUACUUUAAAAAGAAAUUAUAUAAUUUUUGUUAAGACCAACUAUAUUAACAUGCUCUAAAAGCAGUUUUUGUGUGUUUACUCGAUAAUGAAGUAAAUGGCCACCUUUUCUGUGCUUUUCAUGAAUGAGUCAUUUUAAUAAUAAAAAAAUAGACGUUGACGUUAAACAAUAUCUCAUGAUGCUAUUAAUCAUCGUCAUACACAUAAUAAGUGCAUAUCAAGUGCAUAUUAUAUAAUGUUUAAUGGAUGAGUUAUUGAAAAUGUUUACCAUAAAAAAAUGCAAGUUUCAUAUAACAUGAACGGAUUAGGUGAUUGAUGUUGGAUUAAUUUGUAUCAUGAAUCAUGGCCCGCAUUUGUAUUUGUCUGAAAUUUAUUUUGUUAUCUACAAUGAAAACGGGGAGAGGACGUUUUGUGUACAUGAAAGAUAACCUAAUGAAUUGCCACCAAAUGAAAGCAUAUAAGAACUUGUGUUUUUAUUGGCGUCGAGUAAAAAAUCGUUACAAGUGAUUCGUAUCGGUUCAUGAUAAAAUUUAUUAUUCAGCUGUAUAUAAUUAAAAUGUUGGGAGAUAUAUCUGUUGCCUUGUACGAAGGCUUUUAAGUAUACCUGCUUGUUAAGGUUAAUUAUGUAUGUAUUUACAGCACAUAAUUAUGACUGUUUAAUAGGGCAAAAAGAAAUGGGAUUGUUUUGGAUUUACUAUAGACAAGCAGGCUACUUACAUUUUAAAUCUAUCCAUUAAACAUUUGGCAGUGUGAUGUAAUUUCUAGAAUUGUUGUAUAUUUAGGCUUGCACUACUUAAACUACCAAAUUUUUAAGCAAAGUCAUUAUUUGCAACCCCCAAGUUCCUCUGAAAAAAAUGUGCAUACCCCUUCUGGGGUCGUUAUUACGGGUAUUAUGGUAGUAAAUUUUGCAGAAAAAGGUAGAUUAGCAGAGUCAUAUACCAUAGAAACUAAUAUUCUUGACUGAUAGCAAAACAGUUUUGCCAUGUCUACUUUUUUGAUUCAAUUUUUUGUUAACAAGGAAUGCAUUGUACCAUUAGGUAUUUGAAGUGAAAUUUAGAGGAAUUUCAUCAUAAUGGAUGUAAAAUUGCAAAUUUAUUUAACAUGAUGAUAUGUAUAGUUAUCUUAGUAUUGCACAUUAGUUAUAUCGUCUUGGCAGUCAACUAUAUCUUCUCCUACAAUAAGCAUUCAUCCAUUUGCAUAGCUUCAUGUUGAAUUGAGGUCUACCUCUCCUAGGUGGAUUUUGUAAAGUUCUGCUAGUAAAAAAUACAAAUUCCAGUUUUUCACUAUAUUAAAACACUUUUUGAUAGAUUUUUGGCUAGCCGUCUACCACAUAUUUCUGUGUAUUAAAAUGUGUAUUAUGCAAAUGGACACUGUGCAUAUUGUAGGUGAAACUUAUUCUAUGACUAGAUUCCGUUGUUUAAAACAAUAAUGCUUGUAACUCAAGUUAAGGUGUAAAUUGUGGUCUUCAAUUUUCUGCAGUAACAAUUCCAACGAUAAUUGUCUCAUGGAUUUGUUAAAAUUAUUCUGUCAUGUGAUAAUAGAGAAAUAGCAAUAUUUUUUUGUGAAAGUGAAAAAAUGAAUGAAUAAACACAACUAAAAAACA